AUGACGGAACAACACAUCGACCCCAGGCUACAAGAAGCAAGUCGUUAUCCGCAAGGACUACAACAUCCUCACACCCCAAUUGCAGCGACAACGAACGCUUCCCAAUCUCCUGGCAUCAAUACCAGUUUGCCACCACAACACAAUUACCCGUCACUACAGGAAUCGCAAUCGCACUUUCUGCCUCACACUCCCCAGUCAGCCGGCGGGGUACACAAUGGCGACGAUGAUAUAGGCGCAGAUGGGAGCGACACGAAGAGACCGCGGGCGUGCGAACAAUGUCGAAGUCUAAAGGUACGAUGUGAAUCAGACCUAAAUAGCCCAGAUGGGCCUUGUAAAAGAUGUGCCAAGGCAGGGCGUAAUUGUAUUGUAACGGCACCAAGUCGAAAGCGCCAAAAGAAAACGGAUAGUCGCGUCGCUGAAUUGGAAAAGAAGAUAGAAGCUUUAACGGCUUUGACAGCUGCUAUGAAGCAAAACCCUACUCCUGACGCGAAUGGUCUUAUUCAAGAGCCAAUGGGGGCGCCGGCUCGACCAACCCCAUAUCAGCAAGUCACAAAUGGCUCAUACAGUGGAAACUCCUUCGCUACUCCUUCUGCGGUUGAAUACGCUGGAUUUGCGAAGUCCGAAUUUGACUCGAAAAGUCCAUCCGUACCUCCAAUGGUCAUGGCCGGCCAAAAGAGGAAAGCUGGUCAUUCCGAUUACAUGACCGCUUCACCAAUGUUCCCGGCUCCCAGCAAGUCAGUUGAUAGCCCUAGUAGUCGAAACAUGUAUACCCCUAGCGACACUACAGUGGUGCCAAAACCAGCCCAAACCCAUGAAUAUGGGGAUGUUGUGGAUCGAAAUAUUGUUACCAUUGAUCAAGCGACAAAAAUGUUCAACUCCUACGUGGAUAAAAUGGCACCGCAUUUCCCAGCUGUGGUCUUUCCUAUGGGUACUACUGCUGGGGAGGUUCGAAAAUCUAAGCCUACAUUAUUUCUGGCUAUCCUUAGCGCUAGCUCUGGCAUGAACUAUCCUGAGUUGCAGCGAAAUCUGACAAAGGAGGUUAUGAGCAUAUAUGCUGAGCGUAUAAUUGUCAACGGUGAAAAGACGUUGGAAUUGAUUCAAGCGCUGCAUAUCAGUACUUUGUGGUACUGGCCGCCGGAGCACUUUGAAGAACUCAAAUUCUACCAACUAAUUCACAUUGCUGCUGUCAUGGCUAUUGAUAUUGGUAUGGGGAAGCGAAGUAAACCACAAAAGCCAAAAUUUGCGGGUCUAUGGAGAGACAACCCGUGGCGAAGAACACCAUACCCAGAGCCGGAAAGCGUAGAAGCAAGAAGGGCAUGGCUUGCCUGUUAUUUCCUGUGUUGCAAUGCAUCUAUGGGACUGCGCCGGCCAAACCUGAUUCGAUGGACACCGUUCAUGUCUGAUUGUGUUGAGUUUCUUGAAACGUCACCCGAAGCAGCACAAUCCGAUAAAGCGCUAUGUCAAUGGGUACGUAGCCAACAUAUCGCUGAGGAAGUGGGUACACAAUUCUCUAUGGAUGAUCCUCUUGCCACUGUGAACAUUGCAGACUCGAAAGUUCAAUAUGCAUUAAAAGGAUUCGAGAGAGAUCUGGAAAAGUGGAGCUCGCAGAUUCCUCCCGAGUAUCAAACAGCUGAUCUAAAAUUGACUGAGCACGUCGUCAACCUUUACACACAUGAAGUCGCGAUGCAUGUGGACCAUAAUGUCGAAGAAUUUAAACCACCAUUUACAGAGGAAAGCAUCCGUUCGUCCGUGAGCGAACGCAGCUCGGACAAACUUACCCCUGCGCAUAUCAGCGCUCUUUCUAGCUGUCUGAUGGCAAUUGACGGCAUUUUCGAAAACUUCUUCUCUUACGAUGUCGAAACCAUCCGCUGCCUACCUAUUUAUCUUUUCGUUCGUGUAGCGUACGCGGUCGUGGUGCUUAUCAAAAUGUACUUUGCUGCGGCUACUCCUAAUUCUGAACUUGGAAACGUCAUCAACAAAGAUAACAUGAAAGUUGAGCAAUAUCUAGAUACGUUAGUGGACAUCUUCAAAGCUUCAGCAGCAGAUGAGAAGUCGAGACCGUCGGCGAAGUUCUUGAUGGUUUUGAUCAUGUUGAAAACGUGGUUCAACCGCCAGAGAGAAGGUAAAAGCUGUGCUCCUGGUGGUUCGACAUCGACUGUUCUGACCGGCGAUCAAAAUCAAGACAUGCUCGAUGCUGCGAACGGUGAAUCUCACCGCCAAAACGGUAAAGCGGAAACCGCACAACCGUCUUUUAGCCCAGCAAACACCCCCCUCCAACUUCUGAGCGAGGUCGCCACGGGUGACUCUCAAGCUCGCGCUCGUGCCGGUUCUGCCACCCAAUACCCUACGACUAACGAAUGGCAACAACCAUAUCCUGCUUCGGGAUACGACAUGAAUUCUGGCAUGUCUCUACAGCAGGGCUUCUCGAAUCUAGGUAACAUAGACCCUAGUCUCGGUAUGGAUUUGGGUUAUACGAUGGGCGGCGGGUUCGAGCAGGCGAUUGGGAUGAGUCUUGGAGUUGGUGAUCUGGGUGGGUUCUAUUAUGAUAAUGCUUUCUUUGGGAAUCCAAUGGGAACAACCGGAGAUGGUUUCUAA
Molecule: messenger RNA, 2595 nt
Organism: Glarea lozoyensis ATCC 20868
Lineage: Eukaryota; Fungi; Ascomycota; Leotiomycetes; Helotiales; Helotiaceae
Product: Zn2/Cys6 DNA-binding protein
Exons: 3
Coding region: 1-2595 (864 amino acids)
Biological process (GO): regulation of DNA-templated transcription
Cellular component (GO): nucleus
Molecular function (GO): transcription cis-regulatory region binding; DNA-binding transcription factor activity, RNA polymerase II-specific; zinc ion binding
Source: RefSeq, a predicted model, not a curated record